Messenger RNA from Colletotrichum lupini, 867 nucleotides. Its product is annotated as BHLH family transcription factor. Gene Ontology annotation, biological process: regulation of transcription by RNA polymerase II. Gene Ontology annotation, molecular function: DNA-binding transcription factor activity, RNA polymerase II-specific; protein dimerization activity; RNA polymerase II cis-regulatory region sequence-specific DNA binding. The transcript has a single exon. Lineage: Eukaryota; Fungi; Ascomycota; Sordariomycetes; Glomerellales; Glomerellaceae. Bases 1 to 867 code for a protein of 288 amino acids. The record is from RefSeq and is a predicted model, not a curated record.
AUGUUCAGCAGCACCAGGGAUGUUCCGCACUCCCUCGGUCCACCCGUCGGCCACCUAAGGCACCAACCUAUGGAGGAUUUCAAGCGUGCUGAACGAGGCAGCGUGGCUCAGGCCAGUCUCGUCGAUGAUCAUGAUAGCACAUUCGCGGACAUGUUUUUCGGGCCCGCUCCUGGCGAGAGAGUGUCUUCGCAACGGGCUAACCAGGUUCCCAAUAUCGAUGUACAGUGGGGCUCGGAUGCUCGAUUCAACCGCUCCAACAGCUUUGUUCCGGAUCCUAAAGAAACCUACGAUGCUCUGUCUCGAGGCCAGCUGAGGUACAUGGAAUGCUUGGAGCCAAGCCAAAGCACAGAUAAUACUCGCCCACCAAGCCCGAACGGCGAGCACGCAAUAGGAAAAGGUCACAGCCGAAAGUCAUCCGAAGUAUUGAAAAAAGAAGAGGAUGCUGAUGCACCGCCAAGAAAAAGGAGGAAGAGCAGGAGCACGAAGGAGGAAGUUGACGAGGAUGAUGAAGAGAAUGGUACCACAACGAAAGCGGCAAGAAAACGCAAGACGAAGACCGAACCUACAUCAGCCACUCCGCCAGCAGAAAACGGCACAGGCCGGAGGCGUAAAUCCGGGACUGGGGCCAAACCAGCACGGGAGAACCUCACGGAUGCACAGAAACGAGAAAACCACAUCAAGAGCGAGCAAAAGCGCCGUGCUUUGAUCAAGGAAGGCUUCGAUGACCUCUGCGAGCUUGUGCCAGGUCUCAAGGGAGGCGGCUUCAGCAAGAGUACGAUGUUGACUAUGGCGGCCGAGUGGCUUGAAGAGAUAAUGAAGGGCAAUGACGAGCUCAGGGCCCAGGAAAGCGCCCUCGUGGGACGGUAA